Molecule: messenger RNA, 691 nt
Organism: Pararge aegeria (speckled wood butterfly)
Lineage: Eukaryota; Metazoa; Arthropoda; Insecta; Lepidoptera; Nymphalidae
Gene: mRpL20
Product: 39S ribosomal protein L20, mitochondrial
Exons: 2
Coding region: 166-642 (158 amino acids)
Biological process (GO): ribosomal large subunit assembly; translation
Cellular component (GO): ribosome
Molecular function (GO): structural constituent of ribosome; rRNA binding
Source: RefSeq, a predicted model, not a curated record
GUAUGCUGUGACAACUGACACUUGGGAGACAUUUGUAGUAAGUCCGUAUUUAGACUGCAAUUUUUCUAAAAUCACAUCUGCACAAGACUUGAUUUAACUGAAUGAUCAUCUUAUUACAAUAAGUAACACCUUUUCUCUAAGUUACGAGAGAAUUAGCACGUCGUAAUGGUGUUUUUAACAAUUGCCAAUUUGAUAAGAGCCCGCGGGCCAGAUGAAUUUUGGAGGAAGAGGAAAAUUUUUAGGUUAGCUGCACAUUUUAUUGGACGUCGCAGAAAUUGCUACUCAGUUGCAGUCCGCAACGUACAUCAUGCAUUAACAUAUGCUACAAAGGCUCGACGAUUAAAGAAGCAAGAUAUGAAAGAUCUCUGGGACACCAGAAUAACAGCAGCAUGUGAACAACACAACAUUACAGCAUUUUCUAUGAGAGAGGGUUUGGAACGGGCAAAUAUUAUGUUAGAUCGGAAGUCAUUGUCUGACUUAGCAGCUUGGGAACCAAAAACAUUUGAAUGUUUAGCUGCAGUUGCCAGUCAAAAACUUUACCUUGAUGGCUUCAUUGAUGGCACAGACAAGAAAGCACCUACAGGAAAGCCUUUGGACCUUAACAAUGUUAUUUUAGAUGAUUGGCUUAAAGAAAAGAAAUAGCUCUUUUAUGUCUAUAUUAAUGUAUUAUACAAUAAAUAGUUUUAGUCUA